AUGUACGUGUUGGGGCUGUUCACAGAGCUAGGGCUGCGUCAUCUCAAAGGAGUGACAUGUGGACUGUGUCUGCUGUUGUUCCUGAAGGCGAGCAGAGGUCAGGAUGACCACCAUGUACUUCGACUACACAGUGACCUCAUCAAAAACAUCAACCCAAAGGCUAGACCAGUCAAGAACAGCAGUGACACAAUCACGGUCUCUUUAGAAUUUCACCUUCUCAGCAUGUCUAAUUUUGAUGAAGUUACUCAGACAGUGACAGCUAACGGGUUUUUCUUAGUUUCCUGGAAAGAUGAGUUUCUAACCUGGAACACCAGUGAGUAUGGAGGAAUCAGUGAAAUAAGUCCUGACUAUGGGAAGGUUUGGAGACCUUACAUCACUGUUCGCAACGUGGUGGAUCGUAUUCAGCCUCUGGGACUCGACUUUGGGGUCAUGAAAGUGACAUCCCAAGGAAUUGUGACUUGGGCACCUGGCGAUACCUUCAAGACUUUCUGCCAAAUGGAUGUUACCAACUUUCCUUUGGAUGAACAGGAGUGUGAAUAUAUUACGUUUGAGUGGGGAAGUGAUUUGAAAGAAGUUGAUUUAAGAUCGACUAACAACUCUAUUGGAUUAGGUUUGUUCAACUCUAACAGCCAAUGGGAUAUUACCAACACAUCUGCUUCAAGAGCUGUCUUUGAAAACGGUGGCAGAUAUUUUCCUUUUGUAACAUACCAAAUGAUCUUAAAGAGAAAGCCAUCUCUGGCGAUUCUGACAACUCUCCUGCCUGUCCUGGUGCUGGGAUUAGUGAAUGUGGUGGUGUUCCUCAUUCCUGUGGAGUCUGGCGAGAAGUUGUCCUUUGCCAUCACAGUGUUGCUGUCUUUCACUGUAUCCCUGUCCUUCGUCACUGGACUGCUACCACAGAAUGGUGACUCGUUACCUAUGUUUACUAUCUUUCUUGUUGGUCUGUUUAUUAUGAGCUCUCUCUAUGUGUUCCUGACCAUCUGGAUCGUGCAAGUGUUCCAUCGUGACGCAGCCAUCAGACCUGUUCCGUCGUGGAUGGGACGUAUGACAAGGUCCUGGGAGAAAUGUAUCUUUGGCACUCCUGCUGUUGGUACGGAGAUCCUGUCACUGGAAAAGAAGUCGAAUGAAUCAUUGAAUCCACCACCAAUGACCUGGAAGCGACCCAGAAUAGUGAAUAGGACUUCUCCCAUCCCACUUAGAACUUUCCAGAGAAUUUGGAGACGCCGAAACAACAGCCUUCUGCAUUACCCGGAGUGUCCGAAGGGCUGGGCUCCCUGUGGAGAACCUGGACACACUCCUGUUCUGCGCCAAGAGAUCAGGAGGAACCAAAUCAAGGGCACCGAGAACAAUCGGGAGCCGGACGACAGUGUGAUAUCUUUGUCUUUCCACCUGAAUCGGUAUUUUGACUACUUCAGUUUGAUCAAAGAUAUGGAAUGUUAG
Haliotis rubra (blacklip abalone) is the source of this 1437-nucleotide messenger RNA. Its product is annotated as neuronal acetylcholine receptor subunit beta-3-like. Bases 1 to 1437 code for a protein of 478 amino acids. Gene Ontology annotation, biological process: chemical synaptic transmission; nervous system process; regulation of membrane potential. Gene Ontology annotation, cellular component: neuron projection; membrane; synapse. The transcript is spliced from 3 exons. Lineage: Eukaryota; Metazoa; Mollusca; Gastropoda; Lepetellida; Haliotidae. Gene Ontology annotation, molecular function: extracellular ligand-gated monoatomic ion channel activity; transmembrane signaling receptor activity; neurotransmitter receptor activity. The record is from RefSeq and is a predicted model, not a curated record.